Sphaeramia orbicularis (orbiculate cardinalfish) is the source of this 1307-nucleotide messenger RNA. RefSeq names its product X-linked retinitis pigmentosa GTPase regulator-like. The annotation marks the transcript as partial. Lineage: Eukaryota; Metazoa; Chordata; Actinopteri; Kurtiformes; Apogonidae. The record is from RefSeq and is a predicted model, not a curated record. The transcript has 10 exons.
UUUAAGGAAAAAGAAUCACGUCCGUAAAUAACGGUCACGUGGUCUGGCCGUAGCCUAGGAGACGCCCUGUUUACUUCCGGGUUGAAAGCUGCCGCGGCACCAACACGCCCACGACGCGGAGCAAAGCGGAUUAAAGUCCCGCAGAGAUGGCAGGGGAGGCGGAAGAGGAGAUCCCAGAAUCUGGAGCUGUUUUUACUUUUGGAAAAAGCAAAUUUGCUGAAAAUAUCCCCAGUAAAUUUUGGUUGAAAAACGACGUGCCUCUGAAAAUCGCCUGUGGGGACGAGCACACAGCCUUAAUCACCGAAAAUGGGAAACUCUUCAUGUUUGGCAGCAACAACUGGGGCCAACUGGGUUUGGGAUCCAAAGUGACGGUAAACAAGCCCACCUGUGUCAAAGCUCUGAAGUCGCAGAAGGUGACGCUGGUGUCCUGUGGGAGGAACCACACACUCAUCUGUACAGCUCAGGGGAACGUGUUUGCCGCCGGUGGAAACAGUGAAGGUCAGCUGGGACUGGGAGACUGCGAGGAGAGGACGUCCUUUCACAGGAUCCGUUUCUUCGACUCGCACGGACCAAUCAGAAUGCUCUCUGCCGGCUCCAACACCUCGGCCGCUCUCACAGACAGCGGUAAACUGUUCAUGUGGGGGGACAACGGCGAGGGGCAGAUCGGCCUGGGGAAGGAAAGCCACGCCUCUUCACCGCAGGAAGUGGGCGUGGGACGGCCAAUCAGCUGGGUUUCCUGUGGAUACUACCAUUCUGCCUUAGUGACAGUGGACGGAGCUCUGUACACGUUUGGUGAGCGCGACAGCGGUAAACUGGGUCUGAGCACCGACCAGCUGACCGGACACCGAGUCCCACAGAAGGUCAAGACCAUCGGCCGACCGGUCAGCCAGGUGGCCUGUGGAGGAGGACACACGGUGGUGCUAACAGACGACGGCGUCUACACGUUCGGCCUGGGUCAGUACGGUCAGCUGGGACACGGGACCUUCAUCUUCGAGUCGCGGAUUCCUCGUCAGGUCGAACACUUCCAGAAGGGUCGAGUGUGUCGGGUGGACUGUGGGGAAAACCACACGGCCGUCGUCACCGACAGCGGUUUACUGUACACGUUCGGUGACGGUCGACAUGGAAAACUGGGCCUGGGGGAGGAAAACUUCACCAACCAGUUCAAACCCACACUGUGUCCACGCUUCCUCCAGUACCACGUUCAGGCAGUAGGUGUUCGCAUUCACAUUCAGACGCCCUCAUUAUUCUGUUUUAGCCAAAAAAAAUCACAACAGUCCAAGUGUCCCUGGACGCCAGCAGCAUGUUCU